CUGGUAAUAUAUUUUCUGCUUUUGUCAGGAUACUAAUGUAAGCCGGCACAUCUUAAUUAUUCAUCGUCAAAUAUCUGUUUCACCAAAACAGACAUCACUAGAACUAUACCGAAGUUCUAAUGCAAAAUUAUCUUUAUUGAGGAUGACAGCAACAACGAGGAACGUUGACUUAAACCUCUAAAUCAAAAUAAAGCAAGCUAGUUUUUAAAAUGUCAACAAUGGUACAUCGAAGGGCUGGGCACGAAGUCGUCUGAGCAAAUCAGCCAAUGAGGUUUUGAACCGGCGUCGUGCCAUCGCGAGCUAGCUUUUGAGCUGACUGCAUGGUUGCAUAGUUUUCCACAGUUAUUACCAUUAACAACUCAAAGAAAAGAUGUUUAAUUAUUUCAGUCGCCGUUUUUUAACUGAAGUCAAGAAAGUUGUUAUAACAAAGGAAUAUGUAAUGAACCCGCUGACUGUUCCUCUCCAGUAAUGUGCUAUUUUUAGAUUUUUACCGCUACCGCCAAUGACGUCCUUGCUAAGGCUGAGUUAAUAUAGUGAGGUUUCGAAAUUUUUAUACUUCUGUCAACUUUUUAAUGGAAGAAUCUUAAAACACUUACAUAAAACUUAUAUAUGUUACGAAAAAGCAUGUUUGAUAGACAUGCUCGUGUAGUCACUUUGAUGUAAGGUGACUUGACAUCGAUGUAGUCAACAUCAACAUGGCGAUGCUCGGUGAUAAACACGCAGUGAACGCCUUCUAUGUUAAGCGAAAUUGAUUCCUCUUCCAUAUUUGACGCAUAACAGCAUGGUGCUGUCACGGCUUUUCCGUGAAUAUGGAAAAAUAUGUGCAACUCACCCGUGGGAGGUGAUCAUCAUCUCUCUCACUGUCAUGCUCAGUCUGGUGUCAGUGAGUGCUUACCCUAGUCCUGAAAUUGACAAGAUAUGUGGGUGGAACCAUGUAUGUGAAAAUGCUGAGGAAAUACAAAACUUUAACGUUAUAUUGACUGUAAUACGAUGCCUGGCAGUUCUAUACAUCUAUCUACACUUUAGAAAUCUGCAACGUCCUGGGUCAAAAUACCUUUUAGGUAUUGUAGGAGUGUUCACCAUUUUGGCAAGUUUCAUGUUCAGUGUUGCAUUCAUGAAGCUGGUAGGAAGUGAACUGAGGGGACUAAGUGAAGCAUUGACGGUCUUUCUUUUACUGGUGGAUGUUGGGAGGGCCAGUGCUCUCCUUCGUUGUACUCUCAGAUCAGAAACACAGGAUGAGGUGAAGGCCAAUAUUGCUCACGCUAUGGCUGUGAUUGGCCCAGCCAUUACACUUGAUGCUAUUGUUGAAACACUGCUUAUUGGUGUGGGCACACUUUCAGGUGUGAAACAACUGGAGGUCCUCUGUUACUAUGGGUGCUUGGCAAUCAUUGCUUACUAUCUGGCAUUCAUGACUCUAUACCCAGCAUCUUUGGCACUUGCCUUGGAGAUUUUGCGGGAGCGCAACCAAGGCAAGCCCUUAAAGCACCUUCAGAAGUUAGCAGGCAUCCAACAGAGCGAGGAGCGGGAAGAAAAGCCAAACCCAGUCAACCAAUAUGUCAAAAUAAUCAUGUCAGCAGGUUUGUUUUUGGUUCAUGCUCGGAAUCUUCUGGUCACCGAGGGAGGACAGGGCACUGAAAAGGGAAGUUCAGAUAGGAUGCUACUUGUUCCUGAUCACCCUCAGGACCAACCUAAGAAACACAUGGAAUCUUGGCAUGGCAAUGUUUUUGGGAUGCUGAAUGAAAACUUUGACUAUUUCAUAACAUUGGCUGUGGCUCUAGCACUUACCCUCAAGUACAUUUACUAUGAUAAUGAUGUGGACCAGCAAAUAGACAGUUUGCCUUCACCGCAGUCACUUGAUGUUGGAAAGAGGGAAGUAUGCCCUUCACCAGCUGCUGUGACAAAGUCCCCUAUGUUCACUCUUGAUGACAGUGAUGGUGAGGAUACGAAGAGCGUUGCUGAAAAGGCAGUACAGACAGAGAACUCAGCUAUAUCAUCUGAGAAAACAAAAGGUUAUAUUGCACCUUCUAUCCUGCAGGACACCAAAGCAUCAGUGUGCCGCAGUUUGGAAACAUGCCUGGAAAUAUUGAACUCUGAUGAGGGAGCUGGAGCACUAACAGAUGAGGAAGUUAUGCUGCUGGUUCAAAAGAAGCAUAUACCAUCAUAUAAACUAGAAAAGGUUCUGAACAGCUAUGAGAGAGGUGUCCAUAUUAGACGACAGAUGCUGCUUCUUCAGCUUCCAUCCAGAUCAGUUUUGGAUCAUCUCCCCUAUAUUAAUUAUGACUACAGCUUAGUGGAUGGUGCUUGUUGUGAAAAUGUGAUUGGCUAUAUGCCUGUUCCUGUUGGUUUUGCUGGACCACUUUUGCUAGAUGGCAAACGAUUCACAGUUCCCAUGGCAACAACAGAGGGAUGCUUGGUGGCCAGCACAAACAGAGGCUGUCGAGCUUUAGAGCAAUGUGGUGGGGUACAAAGUUGUAUGUUUGGAGAUGGCAUGACACGAGCCCCUGUGAUUCGCUUCCCAUCAGCAAAACGAGCAAGUGAAGUCAAACAGUGGUUACAAGAUAGUGACAACUUUGAUAAAGUCAAGGAAUGGUUUGAUGUUACAAGCAGAUUUGCCCGACUGCAGCAUCUGACCAUUGUACUGGCUGGUCGUCAACUAUAUAUUCGUUUUGUGUCUACCACUGGUGAUGCUAUGGGGAUGAACAUGCUUUCUAAGGGAUCAGAAAAUGCACUUAAAGAACUUUCUAAGGAGUUCCCAGACAUGGAAAUUAUAAGCCUCAGUGGAAACUUUUGUACAGACAAAAAACCAGCUGCAAUAAACUGGAUUGAAGGAAGGGGCAAAUCUGUUGUGUGCGAAGCAACAGUCUCUGGACACAUUAUCAAGUCAGUGCUGAAGACAUCAGCAGCAGCUUUGGUUGAUCUCAACAUCCAGAAAAAUCUGGUUGGUUCUGCCAUGGCAGGCAGCAUUGGAGGCUUUAAUGCUCAUGCAGCCAACAUUGUGACUGCUAUUUACAUUGCUACUGGACAGGAUCCAGCUCAGAAUAUUGCCAGCUCCAACUGUAUGACGCUGAUGGAGACUGCAGGUAUUUCUGGUGAAGACUUGCAUAUUACCUGCACCAUGCCAUCACUUGAACUUGGCACUGUUGGAGGAGGAACUGUACUGUCUCCCCAGGGUGCAUGUCUUGAGAUGCUUGGUGUGCGUGGUUCCAAUCCUGAGAGGCCUGGUGCAAAUGCAGAGCAGUUAGCACGAAUUGUGUGCGCCACAGUCCUAGCUGGUGAACUGUCUCUUUUGUCAGCCCUGGCUGCUGGACAUCUAGUAAAAAGUCAUCUUCGACAUAACAGAUCGUCCCUGAGUCUUAAUCCUGUCACUUCCAUGAGCCAAAAAAAUCUGACUUUAGUACCAGGCACCUGCACUCAAGGAUGCUCUUGAUAAAAUUUAUAUUUAGUUGUGAUGUGUUCAAAUUGGAGAGGUUGCCACCUGGUGUCUGCCGGAAUAUUGACAUUGUGAACCACAGGCACAGAUAAUACAUGCACAUGCUGAGUUUAGUCCUUGCCACCUUGAUUAAUAUGUUCUUUCGUCAGCUGAAAUAAUGCAUUGCUAGCUUUUAUGAUAACUUUUUUGUGGCUGCAGGGAAAAAAGGAGGAGCAGAUCAUAGUGUCAUUGAAUGAAUGUCAUUAUAAUUUUGCCACUGUUUGCUUCUACCUCAUUUUUAAUUGUUAUUUAUUUGAAAAGUAGUAGGUUAAACUUUUUUUUUUUUUAUUAAUUCAUAAGUAUUUAUUCACACUAUUUUGUGCUUGAGUUGUGAGAAAAACAUGGGCUUGCUGCAUACCAUGUAAAAAAAUUCAGUAUUAAGAAGCAUUUAUAAAACUCAUUGGCAUUAAUAAUAAACAUUACUUUGUGCAAAAUUUUCUGUAAAAACAGUUAACCCAAAAUGUUACCCAGGCUUAAUGCUGCAAUCAGGUUGCCCUGAAUUAGCUGUUCAUACAAAAUUCUAGGACAAUGCUUAAGGGUUAAGACCAAGGAAGUGAAUGUUGGUUUAGCUUUAUUCAUCAGUCCUUUUCUUUCUCCUGUGGCCAUUUGAUGACGUAUAACUAGUUAACUUUAUCAUAAAUUUGUUACAAGAUGUCUAAUAGCUUUGGAUCAGAGCUUCUCAUAAAAUCUAAUUUUUUGCUUACAAACUUGCUACAGAUCACAGGGAAUAUUGGUUGUAAUUGUUUAUACCUCCGCACAAACAUCCUCAUUUUUAAAAUCACAUCAUUAUAAAUGGCUUCUAAAUCCUUGUUGGCAAUAGCAUAUUGCUUGUGGGCCAAAUAUUUUGAUCCAUCAUUGAUUCUGACUUUCCUUUUCUUGGUUUUGAUGAAUAUUUUAGAGAUGCAUGGCAGAAUUGUGCUUUUGAGGAAUAUUGUUUGCUAGAAGUAAUAUUCACUUGAGCAGGUAUUGUUCUUCACAAACCAAUCCUUUCUUACCUUUUAAUGAAAGAUUGCAGAAGUUAAGAAUCUGCAUGUAUAAAUAUCUCUAGGAUAUAUUGCUUCGUAGAUGAACGUUAAGGCAGUUUUCAGAUUCAGGUUAGUUGAUCAGUUUCUGUUGUUGAGCUGAUGUUGCUAAAGGUGUUUUUCUGGACCAUGUCUAUGAUCAUGAAGUUAGUCUUUCUCAUCCUUACCUACACUUUCACAUUGCACACCAGAUGGCAUAGCAACAAAAAUAUUUUGCCAAGAGCUAACAUUUGUGAUUGUUUGCUUAGGAAUUAAGAAGAAUAAACAUUUAAAGGUUACAUUUUUGUAAUACAAUGCCAGACACACAAUUUGCAACCAAUGUUAUUGAAAGUAUCUCCUACUUGCAUAUUUCAAAAUAGUUGUUUAACUUUUUACGAUGCAUGUUCAUUCUCUUGAUUUCAGUACGCUUCAAUAGUCAUGAGUGAAGUCACUGGGCGACUAAAGGGUGCUAUCAUAAAAGUUUAUAACCUAGUCCUGUCUCUAGUAGCUGUAACCAAAUGAUAAGAAGCUUACAGUAUGUACAUUCAAGUCUGAGGCCAGGAAUUUUAUACAGUAAAAAUUCCUUAUCUAGGCUCAUGACGACUUGUGUGUUGUGGUGGGGGAGUGGGGGGACCUUGUUGCAAUCAUGCUACUUUCACGUUCAAUGUAGUUGCAUGUAUUUGUGCUUUUCACAUUGUAAGACUAAAAGGUGCUUGUAACUGCAUAUUGAUGUCGGACUGUGUUCUGUACUUGUCAGUAAAUUGUGGCUUUUUCUAAGUGAUGUAUGAAGGUGAAAGUUCAUUGUUUUUUACCUGUUUAACUUACAUUUAUAUUUAAUGUAAGAAAUGGAGAUUCUCGUAAUUGGGAGGAUCUUCUAAUAUGAAAUAAAAAUGAAUGAUUUUAAAUCCUCAA
Molecule: messenger RNA, 5382 nt
Organism: Pomacea canaliculata
Lineage: Eukaryota; Metazoa; Mollusca; Gastropoda; Architaenioglossa; Ampullariidae
Product: 3-hydroxy-3-methylglutaryl-coenzyme A reductase-like
Exons: 21
Coding region: 782-3427 (881 amino acids)
Biological process (GO): coenzyme A metabolic process; sterol biosynthetic process; isoprenoid biosynthetic process
Cellular component (GO): endoplasmic reticulum membrane; peroxisomal membrane
Molecular function (GO): protein binding; NADP binding; hydroxymethylglutaryl-CoA reductase (NADPH) activity
Source: RefSeq, a predicted model, not a curated record